Molecule: messenger RNA, 1338 nt
Organism: Ilex paraguariensis (yerba mate)
Lineage: Eukaryota; Viridiplantae; Streptophyta; Magnoliopsida; Aquifoliales; Aquifoliaceae
Source: the annotation of a GenBank genome assembly
CCACCGUGACCGCCACCAAAACCUUCCAAAAAUGCAUGACACUCCCCUCUCAACAAGCCUCCAUGGCAUGGACUUUCCAUCCACAUAAUGCCACCCUCGACCUUGUCUUCUUUGGAACCUUCAUAUCACCCUCCGGUUGGGUUGGAUGGGGUAUAAACCCUACUUCACCGGAGAUGACCGGAACACGAGCACUUAUUGCCUUUCCAGACCCCAAUUCCGGCCAAUUAGUCCUCCUACCCUACAUCUUAGACCCUACAGUGAAGCUCCAACGAUCUCCACUCCUCUCCCGCCCUCUCGACACCCACCUCCUCUCUUCCUCCGCCACCCUAUACGGUGGUCGAAUGGCAACAAUCCACAAUGGUGCCGCUAUACAAAUCUUUGCUACAUUAAAACUUGUACCAAACAAAACCAAGAUCCACCAUGUUUGGAACCGAGGACUAUACGUCCAAGGCUAUUCUCCUACCAUCCAUCCAACCACCAUUAACGACCUUUCAUCAAUCACCACCAUUGAUGUCCUCUCUGGCUCUACAACCAAGGGACACAACAACAUACAAACCCUAAAAACUGUUCAUGGCGUCAUAAACGCCAUUUCAUGGGGGAUUUUACUACCCAUUGGGGCCGUCAUUGCUCGAUAUCUACGACACAUACAAGCACUAGGUCCUACAUGGUUCUAUGCUCAUGCUGGUGUGCAACUUUUCGCAUUUUUCUUAGGAACAGUAGGGUUUUCCAUUGGAAUUCGACUAGGAGAGCUUUCACCAGGAAGGGUUUAUGGCCUUCAUCGAAAACUCGGGUUCGCGGCGUUUUGCUUGGGGAGUUUGCAGACAUUGGCAUUGUUUUUUAGGCCUAAAACAACAAAUAAGUUCAGAAAAUACUGGAAAUCAUACCACCAUUUUGUGGGGUAUGCUUGUGUAGUGUUAGGGGUUGUGAAUGUUUUUCAGGGUUUUGAGGUAAUGGGAGAGGGCAGGUCUUAUGCUAAGUUGGGGUACUGUUUGUGUCUGUCCACAUUGAUUGGGAUAUGUAUAUCUUUGGAAGUGAAUGCUUGGGUCAUAUUUUGCAGAAAAGCAAAGGAAGAGAAGUUGAGAAGAGAAGGACUAAUAGGGGUUUCUGAGAAAGGAAGUGGGUCAAGCCAUGGUUGAAUCAGUCACAGAGAAAUCAUAUGUACCUGUUGCUAUGCCUUUUUUAUGCCCUACUUAUGUUGGGUUAGUUUUGCAUUAUCACCAAAGUUUUUGUGGAACUUUUAAUUAAGCAUAGUUUUUCACAAUUUUCAAGCCCUAUCAGGCUUACCAAAUGCAAUAUUUUUUGUACAAAUUUGUUAACCUAAUCAUUCAUAACCCUCGG